This is a messenger RNA of Gekko japonicus, 1599 nucleotides long. It is a transcript of the gene ABI3, whose product is annotated as ABI family member 3. The record is from RefSeq and is a predicted model, not a curated record. Gene Ontology annotation, biological process: regulation of cell migration. The transcript is spliced from 8 exons. Gene Ontology annotation, molecular function: SH3 domain binding. The coding region runs from base 143 to 1261 and encodes 372 amino acids. Lineage: Eukaryota; Metazoa; Chordata; Lepidosauria; Squamata; Gekkonidae. Gene Ontology annotation, cellular component: lamellipodium.
UGUAUGGAAGGCAAUUGAGCAUAAGACAGUCCCCACACGGCCCACGUGUGUGCUUGUGUUGCAGAGAGCCGUGGGGUUCAGAACCACUCUGCGGAGACGGCGUGCCCUCAGGAGGAAGUGAGGAGACCGGCAAAGCAGCAACAUGUCUGAGUUCCAGCAGUUGACGGAAAGCACCAUCCCCUGCGCCAGGGAGGUCCUGCGGGACAACUACAAGAACCUGCUGAAAGUGGCGGAUUACUGCGACAGCAACUACGAGGGGGCACAAGACAAGCGGAAAGCCUUAGAGGAAACCAUGGCCUUCGCGACUCAGUCUUUAGCCAGCGUGGCCUACCAAAUCAGCACCCUGGCCAAUGACAUCCUCAGGAUACUGGACUUGCAGGCCACUGAAGUGCGGCAGGUGGAGGCCAGCAUCUGCUCUGUCACACAGGUGGUAGAAAUGCACAAGGAGAAAGUGGCCCGCCAACAGAUCGGGAUGCUUGCCGUUUGCAAGAGAUUUCCACACUGCCAGAAAAUCAUCUAUCCAGACCACCUCGAGCCCCUGGAGACGUAUUACAGGAAACCGCUGGAUUUUAGCAGUUUGGAUGACGUUGGACACGGGAUAAAGGAUCAAAGCACACAGCUGGCCAGAACAGGGACUCUAGCCAGGAGAGGAACCAAAACAUCUGCAGGACAGUCUCCCGGAAGCCUCAGGAGAAGCCACCGGACCCUGGAGCCGAUACAGUCCCCUGUUGUCCCAGAUGCCAAAGUGCCACCAGCUUCACCGGAGUCCUCCCUGAGCAGUUCUACCAGACUGAUGGGCAGUGCCGACUUGAAGGCACCCACUGAACCACCUCCUCCUCCUCCCCCUUUGCUGUCCGUCUUCCCUCCUCCGAUGGAAAACGACAUUCCUCCUCCCCCGCAACCAGAUGUCUUGCUGCCCCCACCUCUUGCAAUGGAUGAUUUGCCUCCACUCUCUGCACCAGAUCUGGAUUUCCCAGCAUCCCCUCCACCACCACCUCUGGACGUCACUGAUCUUGAAUUAUUGGGGCCUCCAGUCCUGCCUCCUCCACCACCCCUGGAAAAAUUGCCAUGGGCCCCGGAGACCUAUCUAGAUAAAGUGGUGACGCUCUACCCUUACGCGAAACAGAAAGAGAACGAACUGUCAUUUGACGAAGGGGCUGUUCUUUACGUGACCCGGAGGUACUCUGACGGCUGGUGCGAAGGGGUGAGCAGCGAUGCCGAGGGCUUGUUCCCAGGGAACUACGUCGAGCCUUUGCACUGACAGAGACAGGGGGAAAACAGGGGCUCCUGCUGCCAAGCUCUAAGGAUAAGAGCUCACUAAAAGGCACAUUUAAUUCUGAUGACUUGUUCUGACAUUGAAGUGAGCAGGCAGGAGAGAUCCUGGCUGGGUGGAGGCUACUCUCCGAAGCCAGGGCUGCCCAUCACUCCAUAAGCCAGGCUGAUAAUGAAGGGGGGGGGGUUAGGUGUCUCUCUGUUUAUUGCAAUAAAAAGAUUUAGUUAUUUGGGCUUCCCCACCCCACCCCGCUGCACUGUAUUUAAGCAGUUAUUCAGGCACCAGCCACAACCUCAUUCUCCCCAGCCUCUCACAUAACAAUUAAA